UGGGAGUCCAGCGACAUAGCCAUUACGCUAACUGCUGGUUCCCAAGACUGUGAUCUUUUUAACGGAUGAGGACUGAGGCUUUGCCUCCUGUGAUUCCAAAGCGGGAUUUCCUGGCCCAGCCAGGACACAGUCCCGCUGAGCCGAUGGUGGGGAGGAGAGGUUCAGGCCAGCCAUGCCUCAGCACUCCUCGCUUCCUCUCUCCAAAGCACAAGCUCAAGUCAGCCCAGAAGGACAAGGUGCGCCAGUUCAUGGCCUGCACACAGGCGGGCGAGGGGGCGGCCAUCUCCUGCCUGACGCAGAGCGGCUGGAAACUGGACGAGGCCACCAACAGCUUCUUCCAGAACCCAGAUGUGGCCCACAGGGAGCCCGUGCAGGAUGUCGUGGACAGGAGGAAGCUGGAGCAGCUGUACAGCAGGUACAGAGACCCACAAGACGAAAACAAAAUUGGAAUUGAUGGGAUUCAACAGUUUUGUGAUGACUUAAGCCUAGACCCUGCCAGCCUCAGCGUUUUGGUGAUAGCGUGGAAAUUCAGGGCAGCAACUCAGUGUGAAUUCAGCAAACAGGAGUUUGUAGACGGCAUGACAGAGCUGGGGUGUGACAGCACAGACAAGCUAAGAGCCCUUCUGCCACGGCUGGAGCGGGAGCUGCAGGACACCACAAGAUUUAAGGAUUUCUAUCAGUUCACCUUCACCUUUGCCAAGAGCCCUGGUCAGAAAGCUCUAGACCUGGACAUGGCCGUCGCGUACUGGAAGCUGGUGCUGUCUGGGAGGUUCAAGUUCCUGGACCUCUGGAGCACGUUCCUACUGGAACAUCAUAAAAGGUCGAUUCCAAGGGACACCUGGAACCUCCUGCUGGAUUUCGGGGACGUGAUUGCGGACGACAUGUCCAACUACGACGAGGAAGGAGCCUGGCCUGUCCUCAUCGACGCCUUUGUGGAGUACGCUCGGCCGGUCGUCACCGGCGGGAAACGCCGCCUUCUCUAGGCGCCAGGGAGGAUGGAGGCGGCGAGGUGAGGGCCCCGCGAGGAGGCACUGUGGCACCUGCUGGACAUCUGUCGCCUAUCAGAGGCCGGCCCUGGCCAGGCAUGGAGCUGCAAGGGCGGGACAUGGUGGCCCUGGGGAUGACAGGCGAUGCUGGCCUUCCCAUUUCCGGCGGAGUCAUCGAGAGCCUGCUCGCCGGGCCGCAGUGUGUGCCCGUGCAGUUGUGUCCAGGGGUCUGGCCCUCCUGGGCCCGCGCGUCCCGUGACCCAGUGUGCUGGCGCCGGGCCGCUGGACGUGAGCUGAAGCUGCCAAAGUACCCGGAGAAGCUCUUGCUGUUUUCUGGACCGCUGCCAGGCUUCGAGAUUUCUGUUUUGAAUGAUCAAAUGCCCAGGUUUAGCCGGUCUAGUUUUGCUCUCAUUUUUUUAGAUGUCACCUGCACGUGGCUUUGUGCUUUAGGGCUGUGGUGGCUCUGGUGACAGCCUGUGCUGCACAGCCCGUCCAGCCCAGGGGCUCCGCACUGAACCCCGGGACUGUAGGAGUGGUCCCGUGACACAUCUCUUCUUAAAUACAUCUUGUCACGUUGGAAAGACAUUUUUUCCACGGAAAGUAUUUCUUCCCUCAGUGACAAGUUUUGGGCUGUCCCCGUCUGUCACCCGUAAUGCCAGCACCCAGGCCCGUGUGCCAUUGCACACACACACAUCCUUUUCCCACCAAGGCUGCCAGGUCA
Messenger RNA from Tupaia belangeri chinensis (Chinese tree shrew), 1707 nucleotides. RefSeq names its product defective in cullin neddylation 1 domain containing 2 (gene DCUN1D2). Gene Ontology annotation, cellular component: ubiquitin ligase complex. Lineage: Eukaryota; Metazoa; Chordata; Mammalia; Scandentia; Tupaiidae. The transcript is spliced from 6 exons. Bases 66 to 983 code for a protein of 305 amino acids. The record is from RefSeq and is a predicted model, not a curated record. Gene Ontology annotation, molecular function: cullin family protein binding; ubiquitin-like protein binding; ubiquitin conjugating enzyme binding. Gene Ontology annotation, biological process: protein neddylation.